Saprolegnia diclina VS20 is the source of this 1244-nucleotide messenger RNA. RefSeq lists its product as hypothetical. The record is from RefSeq and is a predicted model, not a curated record. Bases 18 to 1205 code for a protein of 395 amino acids. The transcript is spliced from 6 exons. Lineage: Eukaryota; Oomycota; Saprolegniomycetes; Saprolegniales; Saprolegniaceae.
GUUUGAAAAGAUCGCACAUGGCCGACGAGGCGCUGCGCCGGUACAACUUUGGCCGCGCGUCGUCGCGCUGCGAGCUGGUCUACGGCGCCGAGCGGCCUGGCUACGUCCACUUGACACGCGACCAGCCAGCAACACCGCGGGGGCCGGACGUGGACGAGGCGACCGUGCAAAAGUGGAUUGACUUUAUGCAAGCCGCGGGGAUCGCCCACGUACUGUGCCUCUUAACCAAAGAAGAACUGCGAUUUUACGCAAGACCGCUCUUGGAGACCUUCGGCGCGAGCUUUGGCGACGCAAACGUGACGCACGUCGACGUCGCCAAUUCGUGGCAGCUUGUGACGCUGCUUGGCAGCAUGACGCGCGCGGUCAGCGCCAGCGAGAAGAUCGUCGUCUUUUGCUCGACGGGCCAAUCGCGCACCGCCAAUGUCUUGGCGCUUUGGCUCCACCGCCAACACGCCUUGGGCAUCGCCGAGGCCAUCAACGACGUCGUUGCAUUUGCCCACGAGGCCCGGACGACACGAAAACCCCGGGUGCCUGACGUGAUCCAGCUGCUCUUGGGCCACGGAUCGACGACCGAGAGCAGUUCGGUGCCGCCACCGCCGCCCAGCGCGCGCCUCAACUCGAGCCGUCCGAAUUCCAGUCGGCUGGCGUCGUCGACCUCGAUCGGCCUCGUAGGCGACGACAUUGUGGACUGGUGUUUUCUUCAAAUGGGCGGCGCCAUGGACCGUCGCAGUGUCAGCACCGGUCGGUUUGGUGAAAGAACGCAGUUUGAGAUUGGCGACCCGUGCGUGCGCAACAUCCUCAGUGUCGGCAACUACAGUCGCGGCUACGAAGCCAUCUCGGUCUGUAAACGUGAAGGCGCCGACGUCACCCUCGCCGACCGCAAAGCGCUCCUCGCAGCGCUCUUUCGCACGUCGGCCUCGCACGUGAUUGUGACCCACGGCCUCGAGACGCUUCUCGAAUCGGCGCGCUACGUGCAGCAAAACGUACCGACCGCGCCCAAAGUGAUCGUGUUUACGGGCGCGACUCUACCCGCGACAGAGACGGCGUCGGACGCAACCUUUGCGCUCGGCUUUGCGAUCGGCGUGUGCUCUACGUUGCGCCACGGCGUGUAUGUUGCAGCCCAUGGCCGCGUGAUGCCCGCGGGCAGCUGCUUGCGGAACGAGCGCACGGGCUAUUUCGAAGAGCUACCAAAAUCCAAAGCAUAAGAGCAUGCGUCUAUCUCUAUGGACGGCGUAUUGGACCGA